CACUGCAUUUAACUCCCUUUAAUCACCCUUAAAUCUCGCAUCUUAAUCACUCCGUCCCUUCCCUAGAUUUCCUCAUCCAUUUCUCUCUCCUCUGUCCAAACAAAAUGAGCUCUUACUCUUCUUCUUUCACUCUUUGCCUCUGCUACUGCUUUCCUAAUCGUCCCCAUGAUCACCACUAGCUUCAAUCUCUACAUCACAAUUUUCUUCCUCUUUCUUGCAUUGUUUUCUUUAUGGGUUUCUUAAAAAAUGAAACACCUAAACACCUAAUUUGCACAUGCAAAUGCUGUUUAUAUUCUUUUCUUCAAAACCCAUUUGAGAAUAACGGAUUUUUGUUUGUUUUAAGCUUUUUAUAGUCCUGGUAAUUAUAUAAGUUGAUAAAAAUUGAAUUAUAGGACUGGACAAAGUUCUUGAAUUUGUGGGGUCUUUUAUGUUUACUGUUUGUAUAGUUAUAGUACCAGUGGCAGUGGAAACAUAUAGAGGAGAAAAAUGAUAGGGUCAGGGAUAAAUUUGGUGAUGACUGUUAUAGGAUUUGCUGUUAGUACUAUGUUUAUAGUAUUUGUGUGCACCCGUUUAAUUUGCGCUCGGAUUCAGUUAAACGCAUCAAGACGCUCAUUUCCUAUUACAUCCAGAUCUGAUCUUAGCAUUCUGGAACGAGGAUCACAUGGGCUUGAGCCUGUAAUUGUUGCAAACUUUCCAACGAAGAAGUACAAUGAUGAACUUUUCUUGGCAUCAGAAGAUGCACAAUGCACAGUUUGCCUUGCUGAAUACCACUGUGAGGACAACUUGCGGAUUCUCCCCUAUUGUGGGCACUCCUUCCAUGUUACUUGCAUAGACAUUUGGUUACAGCAGCAUUCCACUUGUCCUAUUUGUCGAAUAUCAUUGCGUGAAAUUCCCGAGAAAAAGCAUAUGAUGCAACCCUUGUUCAGCUCAGCUAUUCGUGCUCCGUAUGGCACAGAGUCCUUUGAUGCCCACUCGUACAACUGCUUGUUGACGGCACAUGGGCUUUCGUCAAGAACCCAUGAUAACCUAGUCAAUGACUCCAUUCAAGAGAGUCAUUGUGUGUCCGAGGGCCAUGAAGCCGAAGCUGGAGAAAAUUUAUCCUCCAUAACAGAGGGUAAUGAGAUCAUAAAAAGCUCGGGAAACAAGCAUGUAGAGAGCCCCUCCAACCCAUAAAUCUUCAGGCGUCAAAGUCAAAACCGAAAUCUGGAGCCUGCAUUCAUUGUCACUUUCAAAUUUACAGAGUUCAAAUACUCAUAUUAUGAAGUUCAAAAGGUUGGUACUGAAAUAUUUCCAUGAAGUUUAUUUCUCUUCACUGUAAAUAUUACAUAUGUGAUUUAAUUUUUACUCUUUGCCUUGCAACAGUAGCUGGUUUGUGGGCAGUUUUGUUAGUUAGUUUCGGUUGUAAAACUAGAAUCAUUUCUAAAAUGUUUGAAUGAGGUAAUAAUUCUUUCUGCUCUCUUUCUUUCCA
Molecule: messenger RNA, 1468 nt
Organism: Jatropha curcas
Lineage: Eukaryota; Viridiplantae; Streptophyta; Magnoliopsida; Malpighiales; Euphorbiaceae
Product: RING-H2 finger protein ATL38
Source: RefSeq, a predicted model, not a curated record